AUGAAAGGAUUGUUUUUGCUCAUAAAUAUAUAUUUCGCAAUAGGAUUAUUGAUUUGUAAAGACUAAUUAGGUUUAACUUUGCAACUCGAUAAAUCCAUCACAAUACCAAACUACAAUUGCACACUGAAUGUUAGCAAUGAUAAACUAAUCAAUAUGACAUCCUUGGGUGGAUAACUAAAAAUUACAGGAACUGAAUUGCUUUUGAAUCAGAACAUCCUUUUACAAGGAUUCCAACUAGUCGAAUUUCAGAAUAUAACAAUUAACACACAAACCAAAAUGCUGUCAAUAUCAACAUAAGUCCAUCUGAACAAUGUUACUCUUACAAGUAAUUGCUAAAUCAAUGCAACCAAAAUAUUCAUUCGAUAAACUAUCAUGACCAAGAUGAUAUUCUAGUACAACCCAGUCUUUGCUUCACCAGUAGAUGCAGAUGGACUGAUUAUAUCUAACUCUACUUUUUUUAGAAGUUCUCUUGUCCAAUAACUGAGUAGAUUACGCAAUAUUAUCUUCGAUUAAGUCAGUUUUAUCAACUCAACUUUGGCCACAGUUGCUUUACUCAGAAGUAUCACAUUUAAUAACUCCUUUGUAAUUUAAAGUAUUUUGAUUGUUACAGACAUUUCAUAAGAAAUUACAAUUCAAAAUUCAUACUUUACUCUUUCUACAGCUUUACAAGUCAGUGGAGCACUAUACACAAACAUUAUUAAUGUAACAUUCUCCUAAAGUCAUUUGAUGAUGAUGCAAAGCAACAAUUAAAUAUAAAUAGUUGGAAACCUAUUUCAUUCUAUAAUAUCAGACUCAAAACUAAUUGUGGCUGAAAGUAAAUAUAUUUAAAUGCUAAAUACUUCUAUGAUUAAUGUUCAAUCAGAGGUACUGUUAGAUUUUAAUUCAUAAAAUAUCCUCCUCAAAAAGUUUGCUUUGUAGGGGGUUAAAGGAAGUUUGAUGAUAAAUAAAUAUUCUUCCAGUAAUGUCAUGAUAACUCAAUUCACAAUCGAAUCUUGUCAGUCAGUUGACCCCUUUUUCUCUGCCAAUGGCACUCUAUAAAUUUAUAAAGGACAUUUUGAUUCUACUUUAGGGUCAAUAUUCAACAAAAGUUCAAUUAAAGAGCUUUUAAUUGAUUAGGUAAAUUUCACUAGGAUAUUUAAUUCAACUUUAAUUAAUGUCAAAUAAUCCUCGUUAGUUCAAAUCACCAACCUGUUAGUUACUAAUUGUUCAUCAAUAUCAAUAGCCAAAUUAUCAAAUAAUGUAAACAUAGUCAUAAAUAUGAUUACGAUGUAGAAUUGUGAGGAAUGUAAUUUCCUCUGCGUUAAAAACUCAUAAAUCAAACUUAAUCUAAUUAAAUUAUUCGAAAUAAAUAACUUCCAGAUUCCCUUGAUUGCUAUUCAAAAAUCCAACUUCAUAAUUAAGUAGAGUCAGAUAUUUAAUGUUAUUUAGAAUUAUAAGUAAGUUAUAAGAAUUGAAGAUGGUUCCAAGGUUAUAUUCACUGAUUUUUAAUGUUAUGAUAUUACUUGCUAAUCUUGUGAUGGAGUUAUUGUUAUUAAGAAUUGUAGCUAUAUUGAAAUAAAACAGUGUAAUUUCAGAAAUUCAAUAUCUUUGUUAGGCUACAUGAAUAUUCAAAAUAACGGCAAUGUAAUUGCUUAAAAUAAUAUAUUUACAAAUCUUACUGGUAAUGAGGGAUCAGCUUUUGUAAUAACAAAUUCUUCUGUUAAAAUCUUCGAAAACCAAUUUAAUAACUUGUACUCUGCAGAUGGUGGCGUAAUAACCUUCAAUCAAACAGGAGAUGCUACACAUUAUAUUGAAUAUAAUUCCUAUAAAAAUUGUAGUAUGAAAAACGACAAGUAGAUUCAUCUAAUCACAAAUUAAAUUGUUGAACCCGAUCUUAAUACCUACAUCAAUGGACCUGUGUACAUUACCUUGCACAAUACAACGUACUUAUUAGAUCAUUUGAUCAAAAAGAACGCUAUUAUAGAGUUUGAUUAACUAAAGAGUGGAUAGAAGAUUGAAUUCAUGAUUGCUAUCUUAGACAGUGGAAAGAAUAGAUUAUGUAAUUUUAGCAAUUAUCUGUCAAUAAAUUUCAAGAUAUUCCAAUUCAAUUCACAAAAAUGCUAAUACGAAAUAUCCUAUUCAUAAUAUCAGAGUUUACCUAAAAAUCAAUAAGUAGAACUACAAAUAGAGUUCCCACAAUUUAAAUUCUACAAUGAUACAUUCAAACUGUCGAUUUAUUUAAAUAUGAUAGAGUGUGAAAUUGGGGAGGCUUGGAUGAAUUAGACAUGUUUACGAUGCCCAGCUGGAACAUAUAGUCUGACGAACUUCAAAUAAUGUUAAUAAUGCAUUACAUCCAUUGAGUUAUGUCCUGGAGGCUCAUAGUUGAUGAUCAAGUAAGGGUAUUGGAGACCCAACAACUUAACUGAUUAGAUAGAAUAUUGUGGGACCUUUUAAUCUUCAUGUUAAGGGGGAGAACAGAAUUUCACUUGUUCCUAAGGAUAUGUUGGAGCAUUAUGUAAUGAUUGUGAUUAUUAUGCUGUUUAAUGGAAUGCUUCAUAUACAAGGAAUCAGGGUGGAAAUUGUUCUUUAUGUUAAAAUGAUGCUUUUAAUAUAUUAAAGAUAUUUCUAUCAUUUUUGUGGAUUUUAGUAGCCUUAUUUAUAUCAGUCAGAGGGAGUCUGAAAUUAGUGAGAUCACAAUUAUCAGCCUAUUAUCUAAGGAUGAUGGGUAUCUUUUUUGCAACUAGAUCAACAAUGUUUAUUGAUUAAACUGAAAUUCUGAUUAAAUCAGUGUCUAGUUAUUUCCAAUUGAUUUCGAUUAGUUUGAUAAUUGAGUUUGAGUUUCCAAUGCCAAUAGUAUUUUUUGCUUAGGUAAUAGGAAACCCUUUAUCUACAAUAGGAUACUCUAUUGAGUGUUUUCUAUUGCAAUCCAAUAUUGAGAUUGAAAUAGUGUAUUUAAGGUAGUUUUGGAAUCUGUUUUUUUCAUUGCUGUUUGUGUUUUCUUUUGUGUUCAUAUACAGUCUAAUACAAUUUUGUAAGACAAAACCAUUGGAAGACUCAACAAGGAAUAUUUUCAUAACUAGUGUCAUUCAAGUGAACUUUUACUUUUAAGGAGACAUCAUCGAAGGAUUAUUGAAAUUGAUGUUCUGCAUCAAAGCCUCAGGCUAAUAUUACAUCUAAGCUGCCACAUCAUACCUUUGCUACACUGAUGAGUACUACUUCUAUUUAUAGGUAUUUAUAAUCCCCACUCUGCUGAUUGUAGGAGUGAUCUCUCCCAUCUUUUACAUAGUGAAGUUGUACAUGAAUAAGAACAAGUUGUGGACUUGCAAAUUGAGGAUGCCGUAUGGUUAUUUAUAUGUGGAAUAUAAGGAUAGAUACUAUUAUUGGGAGUUCAUCUGUUUUUUUGUGAAAUCAAUAUUCUAUUUUUUGAAGACUCUGUUGAUUUAGGAUAUCAAGUUAAUGUUCCUGUUUGCAAUAUUAAUAUUACUGAUUUACCUUGAGUUGUUGACUCAACAUCAACCUUACAUUGAGAAGCAAUACAACUUCAUUGAUAAGAUAUCCACUCAACUGGCGAUGAUCACCUUGAUUUGCACUUAUAGUCAAUUUAGAAAUCCUUACAGUUGGAUGGUGUAUCUGUUGUCGAUAACGUGUUCCAGUCUUAAUCUUAUGUAUUGUUCGUAUAUAGCAAUGAAGAUCAUAAAGGAAUAUUUGUCUGGAUUGAAACAGUAACAUUUAGAGAAGAUAGUUAAUUUAGUUCUCAGAUAUCCUUGUCUGAAAUACUGCAUCAAGAAGCCCAAGAAUUACCAUGCCAAACGAAAGGCGUGCUAUUUAUGGAAGAAGGCCAGAGUUUACGUUAUGGAGUUCAUUGGAAAACUGAAGUUAUAGAAAUCAAAUCUGGAUCUAAAUUCUUAAUUUUAGAUUCACUCCAAUAGACCCAAUACCUCAUCCACUUAUACUACGAUAAGUUUAUUGAAUUCGAUUGCGCCUCAGUUAGUAAAAUAUAUAAAAUUCGAUCGAAACAAGUUGAAUUAGAGAGUAAUAGGGUAGAAUGAAUUCACAAGUGUGAUAUCGGCGUAUAUUGAUCCUGAAAACCCCUAGAGUCCAGAUGAUUUUCAAUUGCCAAAGAAGAGUACUAUAUCUACAAUUUUUGGUUAUGUAAAUGAUAAUAAUAUAGAAUGA
This is a messenger RNA of Paramecium tetraurelia, 4155 nucleotides long. RefSeq lists its product as uncharacterized. The transcript is spliced from 2 exons. Lineage: Eukaryota; Ciliophora; Oligohymenophorea; Peniculida; Parameciidae. The record is from RefSeq and is a predicted model, not a curated record.